AUCAUGGCCGGUAUGCCGAUCGUGGGGGAUAUCGCUUCCUCCCAUCGCUGGGUGGCCGAUCGGAAGCCUCAUGCUGAUCACCUCUCCGUGGAUUCACUUCGUUCUCGGGCCUGGGAGUUUCGUUCCAAGGUUCUGAAGGCGAUAAAAAGAGCUCCUUUGACUGAACACUCUCCCAAGGUCUGGGAAGCGACCCUGGAAGAUGUUGCCGAGGGAGCGGCGGUCGGGCCGUUCUUCGAAGAGUCAGAGGUCUCGGAGUUCGUAGGGGACGAUCACUGGAUCCCUACGCAGAGGUUCGAAGUCGUUCAGAAGAACAAAGUUCGGGGCGUGGAUAGCGCCACUUCGAACGGGAUCAAUAUGGCGACCGUCGUGACGGAGAAGCUCGAGCUUCCGUCUACAGACGCGAAUGUUGCCGUGAUCAAGUGGCUUCGCUCGCGGCUGCCUGACAAAGCUCUGCGCGGAUGGGUGCUGGACGAGCGUCGGGCCUAUCGCCAGGAUCCUAGUACCGGCAAGAUCGCUUUCUUCGUGAUGGUGGGCCACUCGUUCGGGCUGGUCUCCGCCGUCUACAACUAUAACCGGCGAUCGGCGGCCAUCACCGACAUCCUCAGGCGCGUGUUCUCCGUUGCCGCGUUCAACUUCUACGACGAUAAGUACGGGUUCGAGCCGGAGGACACUGCCGCGAGUGCGUUCGCGCUCGCUGAAAAGGUGCACUGGUGGCUGGGUGCGGGGUUUGAUCAGCAGAAGCUCCAGUU
This is a messenger RNA of Symbiodinium necroappetens, 749 nucleotides long. Lineage: Eukaryota; Dinophyceae; Suessiales; Symbiodiniaceae. The record is from the annotation of a GenBank genome assembly.